AUGGCUGAACAAGACAAAUUUGGCUCCCAUUGGGGGUCCAAGCCCAACAACCCAACGACUGAAUCAAUCCCAGUCCCCGUUCCUCGAGGCUCAGGAGCUGAACAGGAUCGCUUCGGCUCUCACUGGGGCUCCAAUGCCAACAAUCCCGCUCGUCGGGAAAUACCCGUGCCUAUGCCCACAGGUUCAGGAGCAGAGCAGGACCGCUGGGCCACUCAUCUCAGCCGUCAGGCUCCGCGCAGUGGCGUAGCUGAGGGCAUCACCAUCCGCGUGCCGACAGCGUCCGGCGCGGAGCAGGACCGAUACGCCGCUCACUGGAGUCCCUCGGCUACCCGCAACGCCGAGGCCGAGGGUAUCAGCGUCCCAGUCUGGACCACCUCCGGCGCCGAGCAAGAUCGAUAUGCAUCGCACUGGAGCCGAGGCGAGGCAAACAACCCUACCAGCAACCGGAUUGGGAUCCCUGUUCGAGGUCCGAGCAGUGGGCACACGGAGCAGGAGAUAUAUGGUGCCCACUUUACACCUGACAGGUACAUCAUCCCUCGCGAUGCGACGGCAAUUGGAAUACUGAAGGACACUCUUCUGCCCUCUGUUGGUCUCCACUCUGGUCUCAGCAUUGCUGCCUAUGCUGCUUCUCGGGUUGCCAACCGUGUUGACGGAAAAGACUGGCUCUGGCCUGUUGGCCCGGUUGCGAACGCUUGGUGGAGUGCAGUCGGUACCCGCGUCGUCUACGACGGUGUGUCUGUUGGCACUGCUCUCUCGACUCUGGUCUACCCGGACAAAGUCCUUCUCGGUGGAAUCACAGCAUGGGGCGCUCGUCUCUUCUACCAAGUCGCCUCUCGAAGCGCCAAGUCAAACUCUGACGACGGCCGAUACCUUGCGGACAAGCAGGAACCUGGUUUCUGGAACAAGGCCUUCUUCAAAUAUUUCCUCCCUGAAGCGGUCGUGCAGGCUGUAAUCUCCCUGCCUUUCACACUGUCUCUGCACAACCCAUACGCAAGUGCUCGCUCGUCUCUGUCAGCUCCUCUCGAAUGGGCUCACGACGCCGCAGUCUUUGUUUUCAGUGCUGGAUUUGCCCUUGAGGUCCUUGCGGAUUACCAACUCAACAAGCACAAGAAGAAGACUGGCAAUGCUACCCUGAACCGCGAGGGUGUCUGGAGCAUCGUGCGCCACCCCAACUACCUCGGUGACGCCCUCGUCCAUUUCUCGUUCCCCCUCUUCCUGUGGGGAUCUGGCAAGCUCCAUCCCAUCACUCUCCUUGCACCGGCCGCCAACUACGCAUUCCUGAGAUACGUCGGUGGCGAUGCUCAGAACGAGGCCUACCAGGAGCAGCAGUACGCCAAGACCAACCCGGUCAAGGCCAACGAGUUCGCCGAGUACAAGGCAACUAAGAACAGUUUCUGGCCCAAGACUCAGGAGGCUGCCAACCCAUGGGCUUUGGCAGUCGUUGUAGCAGGCGCUGUGGGUCUCGCUGCUGAAAGGGCUGUGCGGCACUUUGCGCUGCAGCCCUGA
Messenger RNA from Diaporthe citri, 1506 nucleotides. RefSeq lists its product as uncharacterized. NCBI's taxonomy places the organism in Eukaryota, Fungi, Ascomycota, Sordariomycetes, Diaporthales, Diaporthaceae. Gene Ontology annotation, cellular component: membrane. The transcript is spliced from 3 exons. The record is from RefSeq and is a predicted model, not a curated record. Bases 1 to 1506 code for a protein of 501 amino acids.